UCGAGCGUUUAAUGUGCGCAGGUGCGUACCCUACUUUUUCAAAAAACCAAUCGGGCUGCAGCAUCAACGCAAGACUAAAAAGCUGCCUUAGCGCAUCCCGAAACUGGCGCUCUUUUCUGCGCUGCCACUGUGCUUAAAAUCGAAAGAGGAAAAGAAGGGGACGGCGGAAGGUGAAGAAAACGCAAUGACAGCGGGGUGCCUCUAGCCGUGAAAACAAGGGAAUAAAAACCAGGGAUUAAAAGCACUGUUGUGGCAGCUACAGCGGUCUUCAGCGCUGCAUAACGGUACCGGAGGUUGGUCAUGAUCGGACGCGGAUUCUGGGUAUGUAAGACCAGGCUAGGGAAGAGGGGGAGCAAGCUUGGGAUUGUGUCUUUUUUAUGUGGGACGAUUGCAUGCGCAGCCCUGUCGGCUCUGCUUUUUGUGGACUUUAUUGAAUCAUGGGUCACCUCCAUGGGAAUGAACACCGUGGUAGAACCGCACAUCGGCAUCAUCCCUCCGCAAAGCGUCCCUCCCAACAGACCCGAGGAAUUUUUGCUCAUGCCCAGCCCGCUUGUGUGCCAGCGUGCCAAGCCUUACCUCAUUACAAUGGUCACUUCCGCUCCUGCCAAUCAAAGGGCCCGCCAAGCCAUCAGGGACACCUGGGGAGGAGAGGUGGAGGUGAGAGGUCUGCGGGUUAUGACCCUCUUCAUGGUCGGUGUGGCAUCUGAUCCCGGACUGGCUAAACUGCUGAUAGAAGAGGCUCGGGAGAAGGGAGACCUAAUUCAGGGGCGUUUUUUGGACACGUACUCCAACCUCACCCUGAAGACCCUGUCCAUGCUGGGCUGGACCCGCAGGUUCUGCCCUCAGGCUCACUUCAUGGCCAAAGUGGAUGAUGAUGUCUUGUUCAAUCCUAGCGCUCUCCUACACUUUCUGAACAGAAGCCGUAACCCCUAUGAACAAGGAGACUUGUACCUUGGCAGGGUGCAUCUCCAUGUGGCUCCGGACCGGGACCCGGAGAGCAAGCACUACCUCCCCUCAGGAGCAUAUCCUCCCUCUGUGUUUCCAGACUAUUGCAGUGGCACAGCCUAUGUUCUGUCCCGCUCUGCAUUGCUUAAAAUUUCCCUGGCAGCUUCUGCAUCACCUUUAUCCACACCUCUGCCCCCUGAGGAUGUGUUUGUAGGCCUUUGCGCUCGGGCAGCUGGAGUGCUACCCUCACAUUGCUCUCUCUUCUCCGGUGGACCAGGUGUGCCGUACGGGCGCUGCUGCUAUCAGGCCAUGGUGUCCGUUCACCACAUCCCACCCAGAGACAUGCUGCACUACUGGGCUGAUGUGCAUUCAUCACCACCCUGCUCCUGGCUGAAUCUACGGGCUUCUUUGGGGAUUUGCAAAGUCCGGGCGAUGCUGGGCACAGCUCUGGGGCUGGAGCAAGGACUGUGAGGGUUAACAGAAUGCAAACCUGGACUUACUGGAGGCUGUGCCUCGCUUCAGUACUGUGAACAGCACAAGUGCUCUUCAAGCUGUGAAGCUACACAUGCACUAAAAAGAAAAAAUGCUUUGUUUAAUUUUAUAGCUUUAUUUUUUUAAAUACUUCAAUGUAUUUAUGUGUCUUACUGAAAGGGAAAGAUCAGCUGGUAGUAUAGGGAGCUGUCAGGCGAAUCUGUAACCUUUAGAGUCCUACCGCCUCCUGCAUUAUUAGACACAAACUGUACAUGUAGAGCAGUUUGGCAUGCUGAUACUUAAUAGUGAGCUGCUAAUGUGAUGAAUGCACAUUGAAACAAUGGUUUAGACAUACUACAUCUAAUAUCAAUAGGCUGCUGCUACCUUCAUGUUUAAUACUUGCACAGGCCUACAGUCUGUCACCAAUAUUUCAGUCUAAAUGCAUGUUCACAAAAACUAGAAUUGAUAUAGAAAAAUCACAGACUUCAUACAGAACCACUGCAAUAGGAAGUAAUAAUGAACCCCAACCUGUUCUAUGCUAAAGAAUUUCUGUACUCACUUAUAAUGACUAGAGUAGAUAAAAUGGGAUUCAUGGUGUUAAUCACCCAGAGGGACAUGAUAGUCAUAUGUAAUAGGAAGGAAUAAACAUAACUGGAUACGGUGACUUUUAGACCUCUUCACGAAGGCUUCACAUUACAGUAGAGUUGGAACAGAUUGUACAAUAACUAUUUAAUAUCCUAGCUCAUCAACCAACAAUGCAACUAGUGACCAUAAAACUAAUGUGAUUCACAAUAUUAUUUAUAACAUUUCUCACAAAUUGUGAGAUUACACAUUGAUUGGCAGCUUUGCAGUGAUGUGCAGGUUUUAUGGGCUGCCAUGCCAGGCUGGGAUGACAUACAUUUUCAAUGACGUUGCUAUUUGUCAAUGAAGCCCUGGGCUGUUAUUCUCCCCCACAGCGUUAAAGGAAAAGCUGAUGCAUUGUACUCAGGAAAAAAUGUGCUAUGAAAAUAAAGCAACAAAUAAACCAUUCAUUCAA
Molecule: messenger RNA, 2452 nt
Organism: Archocentrus centrarchus (flier cichlid)
Lineage: Eukaryota; Metazoa; Chordata; Actinopteri; Cichliformes; Cichlidae
Gene: b3galt4
Product: UDP-Gal:betaGlcNAc beta 1,3-galactosyltransferase, polypeptide 4
Exons: 1
Coding region: 301-1416 (371 amino acids)
Biological process (GO): protein O-linked glycosylation
Cellular component (GO): Golgi membrane
Molecular function (GO): hexosyltransferase activity
Source: RefSeq, a predicted model, not a curated record